GUUAGUCUUCCUCGUCUUUCAGAGGAACGCCUGCUUUUAAUUGCUUUUGCGGAUCAAGUUCUUCGAAGCUAGAAAGAUAUCUUGUGCUAAAAUGGCGGAUUCCGAGACAGAAGACUUUCUAGUUGCAACGCAAGACUGUUUUUCUAUUGAACAGGACAAAAAUGCAGAUACAGAAGUUCUAGAUGACGAUCUUGAGGAAGAAUUGUAUGCUGAUUUGACAAUGGAUAUUAAGCAGGAGAUGGAUUACAAUGAGUUAAAGAAAUUGUUUGAUGAAAGUAGAAUGAAAGUUCAAGAGUUGUCAAAAGAGAAUCAAGCAUUAAAGGAGCAGAAUAUUAUUUUAAAGAAGAACAUUUCCUCUCUUUACCUGACUGCUAAAGAAGAAAUCCAGAGAAAAGAUGCUCAACUGAAAGCCUUGCAAGAAAAAGAAGACAGGAGAAAACAGUACUAUGCACAGAAGAUGGAGAAAACUAGCACCAACAACUGACAUGGCAAAAUAUUAGGCAUUUGAUUACCUGACUGCUAAAGAAGAAAUCCCAAGAAAAGAUGCUCAACUGAAAGUCUUGCAAGAAAAAGAAGACAGGAGAAAACCGUACUAUGUACAGAAGAUGGAGAAAACUAGCACCAACAACUGAACUAGCACCAACAACUGACAUAGCAAAAUAUUAGGCAUCACCUCUCCUUGUUGAAGGGAAUCAAGGGCAGUCCACUGGCCUCUAAUUACCUCUGAGGUCUUGGGUUUGAUUUGUGGACUCAGUAUUACAUUUAAGUAGCACUUGUAGGGAAAAGUCUUUCUCUUGAUUCAAGGGUUUUUUGUCUGGAUUCUCAAAUUUUCCUCCCUAUACUAUGUAAGACCUAACAAUUACUUAAUUCCAAUUCAAUCUGAGUGAGCCAUGCCCUGACUUAGAUCAU
Molecule: messenger RNA, 909 nt
Organism: Actinia tenebrosa (Australian red waratah sea anemone)
Lineage: Eukaryota; Metazoa; Cnidaria; Anthozoa; Actiniaria; Actiniidae
Source: RefSeq, a predicted model, not a curated record